This is a messenger RNA of Tribolium madens (black flour beetle), 1829 nucleotides long. RefSeq names its product serine/threonine-protein kinase RIO3. The transcript has 3 exons. Gene Ontology annotation, cellular component: cytosol; preribosome, small subunit precursor. The record is from RefSeq and is a predicted model, not a curated record. Bases 170 to 1729 code for a protein of 519 amino acids. Gene Ontology annotation, molecular function: ATP binding; protein serine/threonine kinase activity. Gene Ontology annotation, biological process: protein phosphorylation; maturation of SSU-rRNA. NCBI's taxonomy places the organism in Eukaryota, Metazoa, Arthropoda, Insecta, Coleoptera, Tenebrionidae.
GCAAAACUAAAUAUAAAUUGUCACUUGUCACUUGUCAAGUCUUCCACAGAAAAAAAUAACAUCCAUUUUCAUUUCAUUGCACAAUAUUAGUUCAUAGAAAUAUAUAAAUUUUCGAAUUGUGAUCUCUUUCAUUUAGUUUGAAAAGAAAGUUAGUAGUAGAGCAACAACCAUGACUUGUCCUUGGGCCAAAAUGGAAAACGUUGAACCCGUCAACUUUGAAGAAAUCAUGUCUGAACAAGUCGCACGUGAAUUACAAGCAAAAGAAGACAAGAAAUACGCCGAAAUGUUUGUACCCUCAUUGAAACAAGACGAGAAAACAGCCCCUGCUGAAGUUCUGGAUUCUGGGGUUGACGACACUUGUGAAUCAGAUGCUGUGAUAGCACGAAUGCUCCAGAUGCAAUUUGAUAAGGAAUACGACGAGAAUUUGAGACGCACAGAGGAGAAGUAUAACGGGGCGUCAAAAGUAUCGAUUUCCUUUGAGAAUUACCGCCGCACACCUCAUAAUUUCGAUUUCGAGAGUGAUUCUGAACAAGAAGAAAUCAUCGAUAUUCGCGACCGACGCGACUGGGACCGUUUCGACACCCUCCAAAGACAAUUUGAUUCGAUCCCUCCUUGUGGCUACAAAAUGCAAAACGGUCUCAUGGUCACCAAACAUGACGUUACAAUGAGCGGCCGAAAAAACGCCUGUAAAUUACUAUCCUUUCCCCCUGAUUUUCACACAGGCGAUGGCGAAAAUUUCGAUCUGAAACUUUCCAACAAAGUCUUCAACAGUUUGAAACGCCACUCACAAAACGAAGAAUCACGCCGACAAAAAGUCCGCGAUAAGAAAGAAGACCGCGCGACUCAAGAAUUCGGUCUAGAUGAGUACACACGUCUCCUCAUUUAUAAAAUAAUCCAACAGGAAAUUCUCGAUAACGUCAACGGUGUUAUUAGUAUCGGUAAAGAAGCGGUGAUACUUCACGCCGAUGCUAAUGUCAAUUAUACAGAGGGCCCCCUUCCGCCCGAAUGUGCGAUUAAAGUCUUCAAAACAACUCUAUCUGAAUUCAAACAACGAGAUAAAUACAUAAAAGACGAUCAUAGGUUUAAAGGACGUAUGGGGAAUCAAACGGCGAGGAAGACUGUUCACUUAUGGGCCGAGAAAGAAAUGCACAAUUUGAAAAGAUUGAAAAAUGCGAAUAUUCCAUGCCCGGAAGUUGUAGUGUUGAAAAAACACGUCCUUGUUAUGUCAUUUAUUGGAGAGAAUAAUAAACCUGCACCUAAAUUAAAAGACGCAAUAAUGGAUGAAACUGACUAUAUUUUAGCAUAUGAACAAGUUGUUGAGGCCAUGAAGAUGCUUUUUUCAACAGCUGAAUUAAUUCAUGCCGAUUUAUCUGAAUACAAUAUUUUGUGGCAUCAAGGACAGUGCUACUUUAUUGAUGUUAGUCAAGCUGUGUUGCCAUCGCACGAAAAUGCAUUUUAUUUUCUCAUGAGAGAUUGCAACAAUAUCGCAAAUUUCUUUUCAAAGAAAAAAGUGUCCAAUGUUGCAACCCCUCAAGAACUUUUCAAAUCUAUAACAGGUUAUAAUUACGAUGAGAAAAAAGAAUUACUUCAAUUACAAGAAACAUUCAAAAUGAAACCUCAUCUUGUUGAUAAACCGGGAAUCGAAUCGGUUUUUGAUUUUGAUAAAGGAUGGGAAAAAUCGAAAGAAAACUUGCAAACUCCUAAAUUAGUUGACGCACCGUUAGCCUAGUUUACUCAUUUUAAAAAUUAAUUCAUUGCGAACUUGUUAAUUUUGUGUUAAAUACGUGAAAAAUAUUGGUUUAUUAAAUUUGUUAUUCAUCUCAUCAAAA